Molecule: messenger RNA, 1239 nt
Organism: Dermacentor andersoni
Lineage: Eukaryota; Metazoa; Arthropoda; Arachnida; Ixodida; Ixodidae
Source: RefSeq, a predicted model, not a curated record
AUGCCUGCUCCCGAUUUUACGGGGAAUGGACCGCCAAAUGUUGCUCACGGCGACACUCAUGGCGGCACUCAUGGUGACACUUCCGACGUCACUCAUGGCAACACUCCCGACGUCACUCAUGGCAACACUCCUGACGUCACUCAUGGCAACACUCCCGAUGUCACUCAUGGCAACACUCCCGACGUCACUCAUGGCAACACUCCCGACGUCACUCAUGGCAACACUCCCGACGUCACUCAUGGCAACACUCCCGACGUCACUUAUGGCAACACUCCCGACGACAUUCAUGGCAACACUCAUGGCGACACUCCCGACGACACUCACGACGACGACGACAACGACGGAAAUGGCGAAGCUACCUUGUAUGCGGGUCUGACGUGCGUCACUUCCGAGAGAGCUGCCAGCGAUACCGUCGAUUAUGUCCAGCUGUACCAGCCGUGCGACAACGUCAUCUACAGCAUGGGAUCAGCGUGUGGGAACGUUGGACCCAAGGCGGGUCUCCAGGCGAUCGCUGCGCUGGAUGAAAGCAAGGCCAAGUACGUCGGCUUCGACUACGAUGGCUCCCAGGACAUAGCGUGCUACGCCAGUCUGGGUCGCAUCGAUGGUUGGGAGAACAACGGCUACGCUGCCCUCAGCGUCGUACUGGCGGACGACUUCUCUGACGUUGCCGCUGUGAUGCCGAAAGUAAUGCGUGUCCCUGGUCAUAUUCCAAUCACAUCCCGAAAGAGACGUCGUCCCCUGCACCAUUGCAAUAAGCGAUGUCUUGAUAAGCAAGUACAACGUGAUCAAAUUAAUGCAAGACAUUCUUCUGCCCGUCGCCAUAUCUACGACCGCAGCGUUGAUUCUGAUCACUACCGACGGUCAACAGACGGAACGUGGAAGCCCCUGCGUGGGCGCAAACCUUGUUCCCCGCUCCACUCGAUGUUCACUCAUUGGAAGCGCAGCUCGAGAUGGGCACAGCGUCCCUUCUGGAUUCUCCAAUACGGUUGUCAUAGAAUACCUCACUACCGCUUCUACAAGAUCACUGCUGCCUGACAGAUCGGUGAGGCAUCGGACGAAGUACGGGGUGGCCGUGUUCAACCUGGAUUAUUACUACCUGGACCAGUACCCGGACUGCCCGGCACUCAACUUGAGCGCGUUCAAGCUACCCAGACCAGACAAGAGAGCCACGACCGCCUGAGUCGCGGUGACUGCCCAGGAUUUAGCGCGUGCGAGAGCAGAGUAAUAAAACAUAACGAU